AUGUCUACCUCAUCGACCACUGCUUUCAAAACGCUUAUAUCACGUUGCGACAAUAGUAGUCUCUAUGAAUACACGUCGCGCUUCAUUCCAGAGCUGGUUCUCCUAGGCUACACAGAUGUAGCAGCGCGCCUGAUAGGCAGACUUAACCAAAAUGACUUCUAUCACGACCGACUAGGAAGCCUUCGUCCCCUUUGGUUCCUUUGGGAUCUGCGUGCGAAGGAAGAUGGUGUGCCAUGGCCCGAGGGAGAAGAAGAUAAAGUGCGCCAGGCUGUGAGGGACAGACGAGCCAAGACGAUCGGCGGCGACGAUGCUCGAAGGAGGACCGACGAAACAAUAACAUCAGAGGACUUACAGGAAGAGCUGCAACUUAUGGCGAAAGAGUUUGCGUCGAAAUGGUAUAAGCCGACUGUGAUGCCGGGGUCAGGACCUGCAGAAGCACUCCACGUCCAUGAGCUUGGUCGUUCACCCACUACUUCUGAGAUGCUUGAUAGUGCGAUAGAUGCCAUCCAUAGCUUGGAGACUGCAAGUUCGGCACCUACGAUCCGAGAUGCGAGAAGCGGGCUGGUGCGCAUACUGAACCUGGUCUUAUCGGCUGAAGCAAACCAUGAACAGCCCGGGAUGGACGAAACACUACGUCAGUCGGGCACCCCGCCAUCCCACGAGUUACUACGUUGGCUGGCGCAUAGCUUUGGGGAACGUUCGUACGAGACUCAGCCAGCAAUGGAGUCCAGGCAGGCAUGGAAGCUGUAUAAAAGCGGAGCGCUGAGACAGCAUCUCAACAUUGAUAAAGCAGCGCUCGCGACCUUUGCGAAAGACUUCGAGAACGCUUUGACCGAGCGACUCACGAACGGUCGAACUAGAACGAGAGCAAACAUGUCCGUGCAAGAACUCUUGAAAGCAGCAGAAUACAACACGAAAUACAACGCCGAGGCCAGGAAAGUUAAUCCGGAGCCGCCCGAAACCACUCUUUUUCACUCUCCAGCCACCGACUCGCAGAUUGAAGAAGCCGAAGCCCGUCUCAACACCACCUUGCCAGCCGACUACAAGACCUUCCUUCGCCACAGCAACGGUUUCGGUUCUGCAUGGGGCCACCCGCUAGGCGACCUUCAAACACCUCUCCACCCCGUCGACAAACUACGCUGGCUCGACCCUGCGGAAGAAGACUACUUCACUGACCUCACGCUCGACCUACCCACUCGAUGGGAUAAAUGGCCUUUUGCACCUCUCCCCACAGCUAAGGCUUACGCGUGCGACGAAGUGACAGAGCAUUUCCUCGUCGGCCGUGCACUAGAGAUCGGUACGCAGGAGAUCGACAACACAUGGCUUCUCCCGCCUUCCACCAUUGUGCCGAUAAAGCAGGCUGUGAAGAAGAUGCUAGACGAUGAGACCCUGGGUGAACGCGAAAAGAACAGUGCAAGAGUUGCGAUAAGUGAUUUCGCGGGUAGCGAAGAGGAGUGGGAAGAGAUGGAGUGGGCAUGUGUUACUUGGGCUAGUGGAGGGGUGGCGGCUAUGUAUGUUUAUCCGGGGUUUAGGGCGUGGCUUGAGGAUGUUGUUGAGAAGGGGAGGGUUGGUUUGGAUGGUGAGGAGCAGGAAGAGCAAGAGAAUAUGUUGAAGCGAGGUAUGUGGUUGGGGAGAGUGUUUCAGAAUGAGGAGAGCGGGGAUAAGUCAGACGCGGAGGAGCUGCCGGGGUGGUUGAAAGACGCGAUUAGAGCGGCGAUGCCAAAAAGAAGCUGCUGA
This is a messenger RNA of Alternaria viburni, 1737 nucleotides long. RefSeq lists its product as uncharacterized. The coding region runs from base 1 to 1737 and encodes 578 amino acids. The transcript has a single exon. NCBI's taxonomy places the organism in Eukaryota, Fungi, Ascomycota, Dothideomycetes, Pleosporales, Pleosporaceae. The record is from RefSeq and is a predicted model, not a curated record.